AUGUCGCUCUCCCCUAGAGUGCUGGCCCCUCGGCUACGGCAUCUCGGCCGUGCCGUCCCCGCCCGGCGAUGUUUCAUUGCGACACCCAGGCGAGACGACGACAAGAAGUGGCCGCAGCGCACGCCGAUAGGCGAGUACUACGAAAGCAUAGCAAACUACCCGAUACCGUACGGGUCGACCAAGAAGCCCGAAGCGCCGACCAGCUCCACAGACCCCAAGGCUCUCUCGGUUGAAGGGAAGCCGGCUACCGACGAGAGGAUAGAUACACCAGCGCCCAAGACGGCCGCACCUGCAGAUCAUGCGCCGGCCAGACCGAAGCCGAAACGGAAGCUGCGCAUAUCGUCAAAGGCAAAGCUUUCCAGGCCCACAGCAGAAGUCGCCGACACCACGGGCGACAAGGCCUCCCCCAAGGCAGCAGCAGCAGCAGCACCGCCGCCGCCUACGCCAGAGCCCGAGCGCGAAAAGACGCCCGAGGAAAAAGCCCGUAUAAUCUUCGGAACGCGUCUCGCCGGCCCCGAAGACCGCGCAGCCCACUUCGCCACGCGCAAGAACCGGUCGACCACCAUCGCCGGGGUCGUGGUACCGCCCGAGCCCGAGGAACCCGACAACUGCUGCAUGAGCGGGUGCGUCAAUUGCGUGUGGGAGAUGUACCGCGAGGAUAUGGAGGAGUACCGGGCCGCCAAGUCCGAGGCGGACAGGCGCCUGGCGGCCCAGAAGCAGCAGGAGUCGGGCUCAAUGGAUGAUGACGGCGGUGGCUCGGAGUCCAACUGGGCUGAGCCAUCGCCUCAAGCGGUCGAAAUUAACGGCAAAGCCAAGAUAUCCAACGACAUGUGGGAUGACGACCUAUUCCACAAUGUUCCCGUCGGUAUCAGGGAGUUCAUGAAGCAGGAGAAGAAGCUGAGGGAGAAGCACGAGAGGGAAGGUCGAGCAUGA
Geosmithia morbida is the source of this 933-nucleotide messenger RNA. RefSeq names its product Oxidoreductase-like protein, N-terminal. NCBI's taxonomy places the organism in Eukaryota, Fungi, Ascomycota, Sordariomycetes, Hypocreales, Bionectriaceae. The record is from RefSeq and is a predicted model, not a curated record. Bases 1 to 933 code for a protein of 310 amino acids. Gene Ontology annotation, cellular component: mitochondrion. The transcript has a single exon.